CUUCGUGGUGGUGGUGGGAGGAUUUCUACUUUUAUUCCACCUUGGCAAUGUUGUAUGUCACGGUCUGUACGCCGAGCUGGAAGUACAAAUUUCCAGCCAUCAAACAGCGGAAUUCCCGCCGCGAACAUCUGCAGGACGCCUCCCUGCUUUAUGAAGCCCAGGCGGGAGUGCUUCAUAGCACAGGAGAGGCGCACCGUGCGCGGCAGCCAGCCGGGAGCGACGCUGGGCUCGGGGCCGCCCGCCCCCCGUCCCGGGAGAUCCAAGGCUGUCCCGGGAGCGGGAGGGGAAGGGGGCGGUGGCGGCGCCUGCGCCGAGCGCUCGGUGGUGUCUCGAGUAGCGGGGAUGCUGCGCGCCGCGCUGGGAAGAAGGAGCCGGUGUUGCGAAGGGCUCUGGAGGAGCCGCUGUCCUGAAGCUGCCGGCGGCAGUGCCAGAGCCCUGAGCGCUGCCUCUGCCUCCCCUUCCCCGGGCAGUGGCGGAGGGGCGCGGAGCGGAGGUGCUCCCCCGGCAGGUGCUAGUAAUGUAAAGCCAUUGGAUGGUGUGAAAGUUCUUGAUUUAACAAGGGUCCUUGCAGGACCAUUUGCCACAAUGAAUUUGGGAGAUCUAGGGGCUGAAGUUAUCAAAGUGGAAAGACCAGGAGCUGGUGAUGACACAAGAGCCUGGGGCCCACCUUUUGCUGGGACAGAAAGUGUUUAUUUUCUCAGUGUCAAUAGAAAUAAAAAGAGUAUAGCCAUCAACAUGAAGGAUUCAAAAGGAGUAAAGCUAAUCAAAGAGCUUGCAGCAGCAUCUGAUGUUUUUGUGGAAAACUUUGUCCCUGGGAAGCUGGCUGAAAUGGGUCUAGGUUAUGAAGACAUUAAAAGGAUUGCUCCUCACAUAGUGUACUGUUCAAUAACAGGUUAUGGUCAGACUGGUCCAGUGGUUCAGAGAGGUGGAUAUGACUCCAUUGCUGCUGCUGUUUCUGGUCUCAUGCAUAUCACAGGGCAUGAGGAUGGUGAGCCAGUUAGACCAGGAGUAGCAAUGACAGACCUUGCUACUGGGUUGUAUACGUAUGGAGCAAUUAUGGCUGGUUUACUUCAGAGGUAUAAGACAGGAAAAGGACUACACAUUGAUUGCAAUCUCCUGUCAACUCAGGUUGCAUGUCUCACUCAUGUAGCAGCUAAUUACCUUAAUUGCAAAAUUGAAGCAAAACGCUGGGGUACUGCUCAUGGGAGUAUUGUUCCAUAUCAGGAUCUGGACAUUCACAUUUUCAUCUUUCAACUGGCCCACUUAGAUUUUCUCAGGAGAAUGAAUUCCAAGUGGAAUGUUUACAAGAUGUUUCAUGUGGCAGCUUGUCACCCUGCCAUCAGACACCCUGGGCAACUGGGCAGAGGCAAACUUUCAGCAAAAGAUGUUUCCUACUAUGGAAUGAUGCGAUUAACCACUGUGCCCAUUUCACAGAUGAUUUGGUCUUAUUGUGAAUAUAGAGGACUAGAUUUGGCACUCUGCUUGGCAUUUAAGACCAAGGAUGGCUACAUCGUGGUGGGAGCUGGAAAUGAUCAUCAGUUUGUCACUGUGUGCAAGAUCCUGAAUUUGCCUGAAGUUAGUAAAGAUUCCAGAUACAAAACUAAUACUCUCAGAGUCCAGAACAGAAAAGAACUUAUUGACAUAUUAUCAACCCGGUUUUCAGAAAAAGCAACAAUCGAGUGGUUGCAGCUCUUUGAAGGGAGUGGGGUUCCAUAUGGCCCAAUCAACAACAUGCAGCAAGUGUUCUCAGAUCCUCAGCCAUGAAGUUGGAACUUGGAGAAGCAAUGUUGUAAAGAUGCAGUAGGUAUGCUUCUGUGAAGUAUAACUUCUCAUGUGAAAGCACCAGAGAAAUUGGGAAAUUAAAUUUUUUAUUAUGUGAUUUAACUGAUGUAUAUUAAAAUAAGGCCUUAUGAGAAGUGGUAUCUCUUUUGCACAUCUUUACUGAAUGGCGGUGGAGUCUGACAGGAAAAAAGUUGAGCAUGCACUGAGAUUGCACUGCAUUUUUGUUGCGCAAGCAAGCGAUGUUUAGGAGCAACAAUUUUUCAGUGCCCUUUUAAAUGUGUAUAGAUAUAUAUUUAUAUGAAUGGUAUGUCUUUAGCUAAUCCUAUUUUCACUGAGAAGAGCAUGAUCCAAGUAUUUUUGGGGUAUGAAGAAUAUUAAGUUCUCAAAAAAUACCCAUUCUCUUAAAAUACUCAGUUGUGUUUAAAAAUUACAUUGCUGUCAUGGCCGUUCAAGGACAUGAAGAACCACCUAGCCUUUCUGGGCAUUUCCUUCUAGAAGCACAUGUGUCAAAAAGCCAUGCUUGGGUAUGAAGCAUAGAGCGUGUUUUUGAAACCUCAGUCUUUGUUAGGCCUCAGUUUUAGGAGUCUGUAACACACAUCCCUUGAGCCUCAAACUCUUGGAUUAAUUUCUGUACUUGCAGGAGUUACACAUUGGUUCCCUAAUCUUGCAGCUCAUCAAAGUGGCAUCAGUUGGUUUCAAAGAAUUUGUAUUUGGCAUCUCACGCUACCAGAGUAUGCUCAGGAUAAGGCCAUCAAACUUUGAUCUAAUAAGCUAGAUGUGUAAGUUCUGAGAAGUUCCCUACAGAGUAUGAACCCAGCCCUCUUUUCUGUUUGUAUAAACUAUAUAACUGUGUGGUCAAAAGAGAGUUUUCAAUUAAUCCAGUUGUUACAUUUAUGUAAAGUUUGAUGAGUGUUAAGACUCUUACAUGUAUGGGAAAGAAAGGAAAACAAGCAUAUGUCUGUCUUAUCAAGUUUCUCAGCCUCAAGUAAGUUUAUAUGCUGAAGUAAUUAAUUUUUUACAAGUUGAUUUUACUUUUUUUCUUAAAUCUGAGCAUUCACAGAAUCAUCAUCACAAAGUAAUAGUGAGGUUAAAUAGGCAUUCUUUGCUUUCCCCACAGUAUGGGAGUUGUGAGACUAUCUUUGACUAUUGGUUGCCUGACUCAAAUCAACUAAGUAUGUAAAAUCAAGUAAGAAAAUAACAUUGUUUGUUUUGAAAUAUUUUUCUAAGGUAGCUGUGACUUCAUUUACUAAGAAAAUUUUAAGUAGACUCAAUAAUAAACACUGUGAUUUCAGAUUAAAUUUUAGGCAUGCUUCAGUAUAACUUCCUUGAACAAAAGGUUGCUUUUUGUGUUUCUUACUUUUUUUUUUUUUACCAAAUAAAUGCCACCAAGUUCUCCUGGAGUUCAUUUGAACAUAGCCUGCAGGGGCUUGUUUGUGUCUCUCAGAGGCCAUAAGGGCUAGAUUUUAUCCUUGGUCUUUAUUACUUAUAUUGAUUACAAACUAAUCUAUUUAUAAGUAGUGGGGUAAAACUUUGUAGCAUGAGUGAAGUUUUGUAGGCAUGAAACUACUAAAAAUAUUCUGAAGAAUACAUAUUUCAGAAUCUCUCAGGUGAUUGCAGCUAUAGAUGAUGGUACAUGUAUUCCAGCAAGGAAGAAAAUAAAAUGGAAAAUCUAAUGACAACAACAGAAAUUGUGCUGAAACUGCAGAAACUGUGCAAAUCAGGCUUUACUUAGAAUUUGAUUUUCAGAUGCUUUACCUGAGUGCUCAACUUGAUUUAAAAAUCUUAGCUCAAGCCAUGACCCUGGCCUGUCAUCCUGAAAUUACAGGAUUUCCAUGCUCAUUAGCCUAAGUUCAUCUUGGAGUCCCAAUCACUGCUAAAAAAAAAAAGGCAACAUUUUCAAAUGAGAUGCUGACAUGUUUAUUUUACACUAUAGUUAUACAAUUUCAUUAUAUUAUAGUUAUACAAAACAUUUAAAGAAAAUAUACUGUUUUAGUUUUAUGCCUCUAAAUAACAAGGAGAAAUAUCUGAGCCAUUAGAAGAUGAGAGUGUGGGCUGAGUAGGAGUGGGUAUUUGAAGACAGAGAUUUCCAACCACCACAAAAAGGCAUUAGUCAGGUAAGCUUUCUCUGUCAUUGCCAUUUUCUCUCUCAUCUUUGAGUGGUUUCACGUAGGUUUCUAUUUUUAUUCAAGUAGACAGUUUGAGGAAGCAGGAAGUGUUUCCUCACUGUGGAUGGCCAGUCAGGAAGGAACAUAACCAUUGUUCUAAAGAAUUCAUUCUAACUUUAAAACUGCCUAUAGCAUUCAGAUGUCAACACUUGGAGCAGCCAGCUACGUGGUGAAAUUUUCUUCACACAAUUUCAAUUGGAUAGUUAGCAGCCAUAGCAUUGAAUUAGAACAAUUUAAAUCAAAAAUUGUGUGAUUUUGUAGUAUAUGUUUUAAGUGUGAAACUUGUGUUGAAUUGCUUAUAAAUCUUGAUUAAUAUUGUUGAUCUGCGAUGUUCUUAAAAACUUUUUUAAAGUCCUGAAAAACAAUCUGGAUUUGUUGCUAAUUGAAAAAUGCUAAUCCACAAAAAACCAGGAUUUUGAUCAGAUUUACAGACAGAACUCUGGGAGAACCCAGUUGAAUUUUAAUUGUUUAGGAUCACACCUGAAACUCCUCAUAGCUCACAGAAUAAGAAAAUUAAAAUGAAAUUACAUGAAAGGUCACUGCAAUAUGAAGCUAGUGUAGUAAAGGUGAUUAAUAAUUGUAUUAAAUAUGAGAUCCUGAUGUGAGAGAAGAGAAAGACAGAAAUUGGGAAUUUGAAGCCAAGUUUACAAAUGGUAAGAGAAAAACAAAAGAAUAAAUUGAGAUGCCAAGCAGAUGGUAUUUACACUAUGGAUCCCAGUUUAAUUUCUAAGAAAAAACCAGUAAGUUAAAAAAAUUCUCUUUAAAACCAAACAAACACUGCUAAGUUACUCUCUCAUGCUUUUGCACCAGUGUUGUAAAUAUUAUUUUUUUCUGUGAUGGGCUGUAUUGAUUGGUGAUCAGAGAGUUUUGAGAGUCCGGCUAAGAAGCCGCAAGGGCCAUUUUGAGGGGUUGCUAUGUGUUUCAAUGAGCUGGGUGUUGGAGAGAAACUUCUCCUGCAUGUAGUCUGAUGCUCUCUUGGCAUAGAACAGGCAACUGUAACUCAUUUUCCUGCAGUCCUCAAGUCACACCCGAAGCAGACAGGAACAGAAAUGCCAUUUUGUAUCUGCACAUCUUGUUCUUCCAGAUACUGUAUUUGCACAGGUUCACAAAUGAGAAAGAGAAAUUAGGAUUUCUGUAUUCAUUCCUGUCAUCCUCAAGACACCUGUUUCUUGAAAACAGUUGGUCUCUGUGCCAGUCAUCAAGAUAAAGGCUUUGAGUUCGAGGAACUCUUUAAAGCAGUUAUGUAAUAACAGAUUUUGUAAAAUUCUCCCUCUUUUCCCUGAUUCCCCUGAAAAACUGUGAAGUGAGAAGAGUAUUUACUGACAACUUGAUUGUGCAAACUAUCUCCCUCUUUCCCCCCACAAUUCCCAUGUUCUUAUGGUCCCUUAGAUUUAAAAGACUUAGGAAUCCCCCAUCUUUCUGAACUGGUUGUGGUUAUGUGAUUUCUUUCAUGUUGAAAACUGCAGUAGCAAAUUUGAACUGCCCAUUAUUGAUUCUUCUGUAUACCCUGAUACCAAGACUUGUUAACAAAAUACAAAUGCUUUCCUACUACUUCCAUGGCAUUGCUUUUCAUCUUUAGGUAUUUUUCUAACUAUUGACUCUGUUUUUAGCAUUUCCCUUGUGAACUUAAUAUUAAAUCUGAAACUUGUGCUUAACUGUCUGUAUAAUAUGUAUAUUCAGGAUGUAGCAUUUAUACCCAACUUAUCCUAUUGCAUGGUAUAUUCUAGAGGGAACUUAAUUUCUGUUGAUACAGUAUUCUGUAUUGCUUACUCUCCAACAUAAACUGUUAUAUUUGAAAAGAGUUCUACUUUGCACGACAAGCCCUAUUUAUUGUAAGAACCUGUUGUAUUUUCAGUGUUACACAUUCUUAUUUUUAGGACAUAAGAAUAUGCACUUAAGAGGAGUGCAUACUUGAACAUUUCUAAGUCAUGUGUUUUGAAACACAAUAUAUAUCAUUGGUAUAGACUGGUAUUUCUUUAAUUGCCUUUUUUCCUUAAGGCCUAACUUCAGUAAAUACAGUGCUAAAACUAGUGUCAGUUAUAAAUAUGUGUUAUUAAAAGAAGGUGGCAUUUAGUGUCUCUGCAGUGAAAUUUCAAAAUAUUUGGAAAUUUCAGUAACAUGCUUUCAUGUCUUCAUCCUCUGAAUAUGUUCUUUCAGAAUCUAAAAAAUGAAAAUGAUUCUCAGCCAAAUAGCUGCUGUAAUUGAAACUAAAGGCACAGCAAGACUAGGGCAAUUGCUGAUCAAGUAGUUAUCUACCUUUAUCCUUUAUUGGAAGAAGGUUUAUAAAAGUAAAAGCAAAUUAUGGGUUCUUGUGACAUGUUUGCUCUUCUACGAGAUUUCAAUCCAUGCAUAUUUCCUAUUUUAGAGCAAAAUGCAAAUGCAUUUAUUCUCACUGUGUAUGUUUUACUUCACUUUUUAGAUGAGUGAUGGAAAAAUAAGCAUGAAAUAAAAGCAUAUGGAGAUAGUUUAUAUCUUCACAAGUCAUCUAGGAGAGGGUGCAGAAGGAAGUGUCACUGUGAUUUCACAAUACAAUACACUUUUCCCAAACUUCUUGGCGGUUUUAAGUGAAUUUUUGUUUUGAACACACCAAAUUCUGUAGAUACAAACCUUCUGCUGCUUCAAAAGGAAACACAGAUUCACGCCUCACACUGUAGUUGUAUUCUCUUGGAGAUUAUUGCCUUUGCAUCAGUUUGGCCUUUGUCAAAUCGAAGGAGCAAAAGCCAGUGCUGCAAUCUUAAUUGAUAUAGCAGUCUAACUGACCAUCUAAAUAACCCUGGAACUCAGUGGGGCAAUGGGUGAAACUGAAAAAGUGUUUACUUACGUAUGAAUAUGGUUUGUUUUUGGCUAUGUUAUUAAUUGAAAAUUAAUAUGCAAGCCACGUGGAUGUUGAAAAGGCAACAAAUUCCAUUAGCUUGCCAGUGAGUUUUCUUUGUUAAUUCACUGUUUCCUUUAUUUCUGAUGAAACUUCUAGUAGGUAGGCCAGCCUUUGGGUCUUUCAAAAGAAACCUCCACAUGAGUAUUUAAAAUUAGAUGACAAAUUAAUUUAUAGAGGCUGCUGCUUUACUAGAGGGGGUGUGGAGAAUUUAGUGCUAAUUACUCAGUCUUGACUUCUCAGCAGAUCACAACAGAAGUAACAGAAUUCUUAAAUAGAUUUUAGGUUUUCGUAAUAAAGGUAUUUUUCUAGGUUUGUGUCAGGAAUGUUUUUUACUUCUUUUUGUACAUGUUUUCCAAUGAAAUGGGAAGAAAUAGAUGUUAUAACAAAGUAUAAAAUCUAUACAUAGCAAUUAAAGGCUUGAAAUUUAUAUGUAUAUAGUGUAAUUAGGAAUCAUGUUACCAAUUAUAGAAUAAGAGAACAUAGUUUUGCUGCGGAGGAAUCUUGCCUGCUGAUCUGUUUGAUUACUUAAUAAAACAUCACAUUUGCCCGAAGUUUUGAGUCAAAAAUUGCAUUUAAAAUAGAUUGCAGCUUGUUUUAACUGGAUUAGAAAUUAUGAAAGGAGAUAAUGUGAGAUUUGCUCUUAGAAAUCCUCCAUCUUCUUAUAUAUGCUUAUGAAGUAAGUUAUGAUCUCCUCAAAGGUAUUGUGCCCCAAAUUCCUGUUUUAUGUUUAAUUUUAGGAUUUGCUCAAAGUCUCCAGAGAGGUUACAGAAAGUAAUAAAAGUGUGUAGGGAGAUUGCAGUAGCUGAUAAUAUCCAGCGUGUUUUCUCUGUUUAGUGCCUGCAUGUUUUAGUUGGUUGAGUUAAAUAGUGAAGUUCUCCCUUCUCAGUCCCUGGCAUUGGAGUCAUUGCAGCUGCUCUCAGGAGAGUAAGCAUAUUUGCUGACCUAACAAAAUUUUCUGUUACCAAAGCAGAGGAUUUUUCCAAAUGUGUGUAGCCUCAUGCCGAUAUGCCCUUUUCCUAGCAGAAAAGUAUUUGACAGAUAAACAUUUCUUUCCUGCUUUCUUGAAAUACUGGUAUUAUGGACUGACUUUGCUUAUUGGGGGUUGUGGGCAUUCCCCCCUCCCCCCCCUUUUUUUUUUUUAAUUUAAUAUUCUCUGUCUUAGGAUUUUGCUUCUUUAGACAGCAAUUAUGUGAAAUAGAAUUGGACUAACUUUUUUAGUGAAUCAAUCACCAGAAUAUGAUUCUGGGAGAGAUAAAAUUCUUUGUAAUUUAUAUCAAGUUCAUGAAAUAAUUUUAAAUAUUGUCAAAAGUUUAAAUGUGAAUAAAGUAGCAUGGAGAAAAUCAAGCACUUUUUACAUAUACUGUAUCCUGGAUCAAAAGUGAGAUCUGAGGAAAUGUUUCCCUUUACUCAGAUGGAUGCUCACUAGCAUAAAUGUUAUGAUAUUCUAUUAUGAUUGUGAUACUAUUAAGAUGGGAUUUUUUUUGCCUUAAAGAGAAAUGAUGUCAGUGCUGAGGUUAAAUUAAUCCAAGCUAUCUGUUUUUCUGAUCCAGUGAGCUGCCUACCAAACAGCUGAAAACUGUGAGAUCCCCAGCAGCUAUUUUCGACAAGCAUAGCAGGAAGAGGGUCUGUCAAAGGAGCCUGGAAGUAGUUCACAGCAGAGACAUAUAAUGGUUGUCUUUAGUUCAAUUAGAAUAUCUCAUGCAUCUCAUACAAACUAGAUAUUUUUCUUCAUACUGAGGAGAUCUGAGGUGAGGUAUCAAUUACUUACCUGGCUUUGGUAUUUAGAAACUUUAAAAAUAACUUCAUGCCAAAUAUUAAGUUCAUCUUUUUAAUAAAAUCAAGCUCACUUA
Molecule: messenger RNA, 8672 nt
Organism: Motacilla alba alba
Lineage: Eukaryota; Metazoa; Chordata; Aves; Passeriformes; Motacillidae
Gene: SUGCT
Product: succinyl-CoA:glutarate-CoA transferase
Exons: 15
Coding region: 55-1764 (569 amino acids)
Molecular function (GO): catalytic activity
Source: RefSeq, a predicted model, not a curated record